AAGAUCGUUCAAAUUGAAAUUUUACGCAAAUUUCCAAGAGCUCUAUAUGCAUUUUGUCUACUACAAUAAAUUGUUUCUAAUUCACUUCAGUAUAUAAUUAACUUCGAUAUAUAAAACAACUAUAAUCAGUACACCCGCUUCAAUGACGAAGUUCAUCAAAGUGUUGUUUUCAAUCAGCUGUAUGUUGGCAUUAGUCAAAACCAUGAACGAUAUGGGAUCACUGAGUUUUAAAUGCAUCUUUGAUCCAGCUAAAACUAUUACCAAAAUAGUACCGGGAAUUCUUAUCAUACAACAUGCAUAUGAAUAUGACAAUAAGUAUGCAACAAAUCUACAAGCAGUUGACUGUUUUAUAAAUGUGGCGAGUAGUACAAUUAUUAAUAAGAAAGUUGAAGAAAUUACACAAGAAUUUGAAACGCGUGAUUUGAAGAUCGCCGAAGAGCCACUAAACGAUAUGGAGUAUAAUGAAGAUGUCGAAAAGCGGGAAGCAAAUGAAGUAGACAACACAGUCGAUGGAAAAGGUUUACAAAAACGAAAACUAAAGCGCGUUAUAAAUACAAAAGAUGGCGCUGCGAUGGAAAUCUAUUAUAGAUCUAUAGCUGAAGAUAAACAAUUUAAACAGCGACAUUUUACAAAAGUAACGAAAAUUAUUAGUUCUAAAAAAGCAACGCAAAUAAUAGUUAAUGCGAGAAAAACACACGAAAAUAAUACGUUAAAAGGCAUACUGAGUUUGCGAAAACGCACGGCAUUUCACAGAUCUAUUAACGAAGAUAAGUUAUUUAAAACAAAAAACUUUACAAAAAUAACGAAACGGCUGAAAUCAAGAUUCAUUGAAGAAAAUAUUACCUUGGCUCAAAUCUCGAAGCACAAAUUUGAAGGUGUAGUUGAAGCAUUCUGCGAUAGUAAGAGUGUUGACUGUGACAGCGAAAAGUGUUAUAAAAAAGCUCCAAUUGAAACUGUUUAUAAAAAGUCGAGCAAGGAAGUCUUCGAAGAACAUGAUGCCAGCAACAAUGUCAUUUCAACUAUAGCUACAAUUGAAUCCGAUUAUAAAAAGCCGAGUAAGGAACUAUUCGAAGAGAACAAGCCCAAUAAAAUUAGGGACUCCAUAGAAAAUAAUAAUAUAUUGGACCCAAGUAGUAGUGAGUUGAGUGCUAAAGAAAUUCUCGAUGAGAAACCGAAAAAUUUGUUAUUUGAUAAAAUUAAUCCCGAUGCUUUGAUGGAAAAUAUUUUAUUUCAUCCAAGAGUUAUUUAUGCUUGAUAUUUUAUAAUAAUUAUGGAAAUAAAAAUAUAAAAGAAAUCUUCACAAAUUUACUUUAAUGUAAGAGUAAUGGAAAAUUUGAAGUAAUUAUUGCUUUAAAAUGAUUCUUUCAACAGAACGGCUGAUUUUAUUAUUUCAUUCCUUUCGAAUGGUUAAAAGUUUUGAAAUUUUUCUUAGAGACAUCUUAAGAAAGUAUAGUUUUUGUACUUAUUUUCUGCUCCUGCUUUAUACAAAUUCAUAUUGGACCAAAUUAUUUAAAUUAAACUCUAAAAUAAUUAAUUAAAAUAUACGUAUUUAAGAGAAAUUACAGCUCAGACCGUGGCUACCACAGGUGGACACAGCAGUUACUGGUUUUAAUCUACAUAUUAGCAGCAAACCCUUUAUAAACCGCUGCAAUAAAGAGCGGAAAUCUUAGUUUAUUAAAUAAACUUUAAUCCACUGUAAUCAAUUAAUAUAAGAAUGUGUUCUAUGGUUUAUUAUAAUAGAUAAAAUGAUAUUAAUAAACUAAAAAGUAGCACUUACUUAUAAUAUUUCCAAAUGAAAUUACGUUUUAUGGGCUUUCAGAAGUAUUUAUGCAAAUAUGUCUUUCACAAAAUAGCACUAACACCAAUACAAAAAUGUUUCUAUGUUCUGUGACAAAUAUAUGAAACCUUCGGCAAAUAACUCUACAAUUGUUUCAUAUUUAUAACACAUUAAAUGUUAAAAUAUCUUAUCACACGCAUAAUAAUUAGUUCACUGAACUGAUUUAAAUUUGUAUUACUUAUUUUACAUUGUUAAUAUUUGCACAAUUAAUAAAUAAAAUCUUCACUCGCGAUUUUACGCAGCGAACAAAACUGAAAAGACCGCAAAAACUAAUUGUCAAAGAAGAAAGGAUAAGGAAAUGCAAAGAAUGCGCUGAAACACAUCCGGGAAAGCUUAAGCUCACAGAACAAAGCAGCCAUCAGUAAUCAUAAUAUCGAUAUUAAAAGGAAAUAAAUUAGUUUUCUAGGACAGAAUUUACUAUGAAACUUUGUACAUAAAAUGUAUAUUCAUUUAAAAUAGUAAAAAUAUAUUAAUAAUAUAAAAUAAAAAUAAAUGAUACUAAUAUUUUUACAUUUUAAGCAACUAUUGAUAAUUCUCGCCACCAAUAAACUAACUAACCUCUCUGUUUUUGUGCGCACAUAGUGUGCUUAUCGAUAAACAACAGCUGACAGCUGUGCAUAAACAUUUCAUUCGCCACAGCAAGCGCCUUUGCGCCACCCUUCAUACUUCAUACAGCUUUUUACGUCCAAAACCAACAGCUGGCGUUUUGUUUAAACUUUAGCAUAUACAUAUAUAAAUUGUUUACAAUUUACAAAGUGUACGCAUAGAUAACAUAAAUGUGUAAUCAAUAUAAAGAGCUGCAAAGUUACACCCGAAGUCAACUCACCGGCAUAAGCACAGUCGCUCAACGGAACUCGUGAAGAGCACUAGCUUAGCUAGCCAGAUAAAAGAUUGGUGGAAAACACUCUAUUACAAAUUGUGCUAACAAGUUUGCUGUAUGUGUAGGCGCUAACGCAUAAGUGCACGACCAACUCCGGCAAAGUGUUGUUUAUGGAAUUUUCCACGCAAACAUAAAUGAUCACACAUUGCGUGCAUGCAAACGGCUUGUGUGUAUAUUUACUGUAACUACAACUCUUGGCCAACAUUUGUUCAUUCAUAGCGCAACA
This is a messenger RNA of Zeugodacus cucurbitae (melon fly), 2943 nucleotides long. RefSeq lists its product as uncharacterized. Bases 143 to 1255 code for a protein of 370 amino acids. The transcript has 3 exons. The record is from RefSeq and is a predicted model, not a curated record. NCBI's taxonomy places the organism in Eukaryota, Metazoa, Arthropoda, Insecta, Diptera, Tephritidae.